CUUCUUAACACCCCGCACACUGUCCCAUCCCUAAAUAUUUUCUCAAACUUAACUUGUCAGGCUCAAUAAAUAUUUUCAAGGUAGGAUCCUUUUUAAAGAAUUGAGCAAACUAACAUUUUCAAGAAUUGGUGUUGAGUUGAGUUCCCAAAUAUCUUUACUAGUAGUUUAGUCGUGAAUGAAGCUACUGCUCUCAUCCUUGUCUAAAGUAAGGGCAGCCCAUUGUCGAGCUAUCAAGUUAGCACACAUCACUGAUACAUACAUUGCCACUCCUAUCUUAAACGGAUACACAAAAUGCAGAGAAAUUGGUACUGCUCUCAAGAUGUUCGACGAAAUUCCCCACAGAGAUACUGCUUCUUGGAACAUCAUGAUUUCUGGAUAUGUCAAUUCUGGGAGAUUUCUGAGUGCUUGGGUGUUCCUUAAUUUGAUGAAAGAAGAUGGGUUUUGUUUAAAUGAAUAUACUUUUGGAAGCAUACUGAAGGGUAUUGCUUCUAAUGGCUUAUUGUCCUUAGGUCAACAGGUGCACUGUGAUGUGGUUAAAAUGGGCUAUGUCGGGAAUGUUUAUGCCGCCAGUGCGCUAUUGGACAUGUAUGCUAAGUGUGGAAAAGUUGACGAUGCAAAUGAAGUGUUUCAAACCAUGCCUGAACGUAAUUAUGUCUCAUGGAAUGCUAUAAUAGCAGGGUAUGCAGGGAAAGGUGAUAUAGAUUAUGGUUUUUGGUUGUUGAGAGGUAUGGAGCAAGAGGGAGUGCAGCUGGAUGAUGGAACCUUCUCUCCGCUUUUAACGUUACUUAAUGACGAUAAGUUUUACAAGUUGACUAUGCAGGUUCAUGGAAAAGUUGAAAAACUUGGUUUAGGUUGUGAGGUCAAAGUGUUUAAUGCUCUAAUUACUGCGUAUUCCCAAUGUGGCAGUAUUGAAAGUGCGGAAAGUGUUUUUGAUGGUACUAUUAGUUGCAGAGAUUCAGUAACGUGGAAUUCAAUGCUAGCAGCUUAUUUAGAACAUGACAAGGAGAAGCAAGCAUUUGAACUAUUCUUGUACAUGGAAAGGCUUGGGUUGGAAAUGGAUUCUUAUACAUAUACUAGUAUAAUAAGUGGUUGUUUUGAGGUAAGACAUAACAGUCAAGGGAAGUGUUUACAUGCUUUGGUUAUCAAGAGGGGAUUGGAAAAUGUAACUAUAAUCUCGACUGUGUUGAUUUCGAUGUAUGUCAAAUCAUGCACAAACUCUAUGGAUGAUGCACUGACAGUAUUCGAAAACCUGGAUGCAAAGGAUUCUGUUUCUUGGAACUCCAUUUUGACCGGAUUGUCACAGAAGGGUUGGAGUGAAAUUGUUUUCAAAAAGUUUACAAAGAUGAGGGUGGAAAACCUGGAGAUGGAUGAGUAUUCCUUUUCUGCCACCCUGAGAUCGUGUUCAGAUUUGGCUACUCUUCGAUUUGGUCAACAAGUUCAUGCCUUUGCACUAAAACUACGGUCUGAGUCAUAUAAGUAUGUGAGCAGUGCUUUGAUACUUAUGUACUCCAACUGUGGAAUCAUUGAAGAUGCUUGGAAGUCCUUUGAAGUUUCUCCCAAAGAGAGUUCGAUAUCUUGGAACUCGAUCAUGUUUGCUUAUGCACAACAUGGGCAGGGUAAGCUCGUGCUUGACCUCUUCUUCCUAAUGAAACAAAGCGAAGUGAAAGUUGAUCAUAUCACUUUUGUGGCAGUCUUGACUGCGUGCAGUCACACUGGUUUGGUUGAAGAAGGUUGCCGUUUUUUUGAGUCUAUGGAAGCUGAUUUUGGAAUUGUUCCUAGAAUGGAACAUUAUGCUUGUGCAAUUGAUUUACUUGGGCGGGCUGGGCGUCUUGAGGAGGCAAAAGAUCUAGUUAAAGGGAUGCCAUUUGAUCCUGAUGCAAUGGUUUUGAGAACUCUACUCGGUACUUGUCGAUCAUGCGGUGAUAUUGAUUAUGCAAGUGAGGUGGCUAGCCAUUUGCUCGAAUUGGAGCCGGGAGAGCAUAGCACCUAUGUUUUGCUCUCAGACAUGUACCGACAAUUCAAGAAGUGGGAUAAUAUAGCUACUAUUAAGAGGCUGAUGAGGGAAAGGAAUGUCACUAAGGUACCUGGUUGGAGUUGGAUAGAAGUGCAAAACGAGGUGCAUGCUUUCAAUGUGGAGGACCUAUCACAUACUCAUUGCCAUGAGAUUUAUGCAAAAUUGAGAGAGUUGACAGAUGAGAUCAUGUUCUCUGAAUCUGAAAAUGCUAGCGGCUUAACGAUUUCUACGGGUGAUCAGGAAUCAGUGGUUUAACAAUGGAUUCAAGCCAAUGAGGUUCUUGUCAGUCUGGUGCCUUUAUCUUGUCAAAAUGGAUAAGCAUGAUCUACUGAAAAGUUGACCCAGCCCUCAGGGAAGUAUCUGUAGCUGCAUCUGCUGUCUGAAUAAAUGGAGCACAAGGAAUACCAACGUGCAGAUUGUGUCAAAUACUCCACUAGUAUUAACACUUUCUCAUUUGAUGAUACUUUGCUGUCCUUGAUGCAAGAACAGAAAAGAGAGAAUAUCGGUGAAGCUGAUGAUUUGCAUCUUUAAAUUCAGAUAGCAAGGAACUAUAGUUUGCAUGAACAGGUGGAGGAAGUACAUCGAACUAUGAAGAUUCAAGCGAAGUUCAAUAGAGCCAAGAGUGCAUCAUGAAGAAUCUAGAUGCUAUUAAAGUCAUUUUGGAUAGGUCACAGAAACUACCAAGCACAUUGACAGGAAGAGCUUGGAACGCGUCAACAACAAAUGAUCACAAAAGUUUUGCAGCUCAAACUGAAUCAGUAAAGCACAAGAUGCUAUGCAAGAAGAAGUAUUGACAUGCUAUUCUGCAGCAUCGUGGAUCCUGUGUGAACGAUUCAAGAAGUUGAAUGUUUUUACUGAUUGACUAGAUAUGUAAGAC
Molecule: messenger RNA, 2891 nt
Organism: Solanum stenotomum
Lineage: Eukaryota; Viridiplantae; Streptophyta; Magnoliopsida; Solanales; Solanaceae
Product: putative pentatricopeptide repeat-containing protein At3g25970
Exons: 2
Coding region: 176-2269 (697 amino acids)
Biological process (GO): RNA modification
Molecular function (GO): RNA binding; protein binding
Source: RefSeq, a predicted model, not a curated record